Molecule: messenger RNA, 2229 nt
Organism: Diorhabda carinulata
Lineage: Eukaryota; Metazoa; Arthropoda; Insecta; Coleoptera; Chrysomelidae
Product: pickpocket protein 28-like
Exons: 10
Coding region: 375-1988 (537 amino acids)
Biological process (GO): sodium ion transmembrane transport
Cellular component (GO): membrane
Molecular function (GO): ligand-gated sodium channel activity
Source: RefSeq, a predicted model, not a curated record
CACGGCGUCGACGUUUUCUGGCACAACAACCGAUUUUGGACGACCGCGACCUUCACGAAAUUCAUCCUGUAGCGAAGUGCAACCACGAUUGAAUUCGAAAAACCAGUGAAGUUGGUGGCUAUGUCUAUGAAUUUCGAAUAGAAAUCUGCAAGACUAUUGUUGUUAAUAUAUUAUCAUGGAAAAUAUUUAAAAGUAAAUACUGCACACUGUCUGACGCGCUUUUCGAUAACGAAGUAUCGUCUUCAGAGACUGAAGUGAUCGUAAAAUUCUGCAUGUUGCGCAAGAGCUGCCAAAGUUAGUCUGGUGAACUAAAUUUAGAAAAGAUAAUAUACCAUGAAUACUUAGUUCAAUAAUUCUCCAAUCAAUAGAGGAUAAUGCAUAAGUUAACUGUGGAAAGAAAAAGAGAAAAACCGAAUUCGUGGUCGCGAUUUCAACACUAUUUCAACGAUUAUUGUGAACAUUCUAGUAUAAUUGGAUUUAAUUAUGUGGCCGAGAAACGGUCAAAAGGCGAAAGGAUAUUAUGGAUCACAUUGAUCAUUAUAGCAACAGCAUUAUCCAUCUAUUUUAUAAUGGAACAAUAUGAUAAAUAUGACGAGAAUCCAUUUAUCGUUAGCUUAGCAACUCGAGAGACGCCAAUUUUUCAAAUACCGUUUCCAGCAAUAACAAUAUGUCCUUUUACAAAAGCGGCAAAAUCUCUCUUCAAUUUUACGGAUGUCGUUCACAGACUUUGGGAUAACAUUUCUGUUUCUGAAUAUGAGAUCCAAACUGCGCAGUAUAUGAGUAUGAUAUGUGACGAUGAUAACUUGGAUAUUGGUGUCACAGAAUACAUUCCAGAAAUUCCACAUUUCAAUGAAACGUUUUACGAGAGACUCGACAAGUUAAAUCCUACUUCGACUUUGAUAGACAGCUCCAUUUGCAAAUACAUGGGAGAAGAGUUUGAAUGUUUGGAAUAUUUUUCGCCAAUAAUAUUGGACGGUGGGAUAUGUUAUACCUUCAAUAUGUUGAAUAGAGACGAAAUUUUCAAAUCAAAUGUGCAUCAUUAUACUAAUUUCCACAGCGGUAUAUUAACCAGUGACUGGGAUAAUGAUGAUGGAUAUCGUAAGGGAACUGGUCAAGAAGCCUACCCACGAAGGGCUUUACAAGCAGGCGCUGAUAAUUCUUUUGAUCUCAUAAUAAUGGCAUUUAGUGGGGACUCUGAUCCUCUUUGCUCAAUUGAUGUUGGAUAUAGUAUUACAGUCCAUACACCACAUUCUAUCCCCAAAACGAAGAAAGAUUAUUUUAUUUUACCUUUGGGAAGCUCUACUAGAGUCAUAGUUACACCGAAUGUAAUGUCAACUUCAACGACAGUCAAAAGUUACAAAACUGAAGAUAGAAAAUGUUACUUCUCUGACGAGAGAAUAUUACAUUAUUUCGUUUCGUAUACUCAAGGAAAUUGUUAUCUGGAAUGUUUCACAAAUUAUACUUUACAAAAGUGCGGAUGUGUUCAUUUUUACAUGCCACAUGAGAAGGAUACACCUAUUUGUGGAAAUUAUCAGCGAAAUUGUUUACAAGAAGCAGAAAGUGAACUCAAAACAUUGGAAAUAGAAGUUGCAAUGGGUUUGAGAGAAGUAUCUCUGAGUUGUAAUUGUUAUCCUCUCUGUAGUCAACUCACUUAUCAAACAAGUAUCACUAAAACCCAAUGGGAAUGGAAAGAAUAUUACAAAGCCCACAAAAAACUUCGAAAGGAAUUAAAUUUCUCAGAUGAUUUAACGAACGAACUCCAAUUCUCAAGACUGAAAAUUUACUUCAAAGAUGAUCUAUUCUUUUCUUAUGAGAAAAACGAACUUUAUGGAAUUUUUGAUUUUAUAUCCAAUUUUGGAGGGCUAUUAGGCCUUUUCACGGGAUUCUCCCUUUUAACAGUAGCUGAAAUAAUUUAUUAUAUUUCUGUACGUAUGUGGUGCAACAAAAGGCUCUACAAUGAUAUAUCUGGCCCUCCUGACAGUGACUGAAAAUUCAGAAAAGCUGCGACGUCGAUUAAUAUCAAUUAAACUCUGAAGAAACUUCCAAUGUAACUGCAGAAAAUAAUAAAUUGUUCUAUAUAUGUAUAGUUUAACAUUUCUUACCUGAUUUUGUUGUAACGUUUUGAGAAUUAAAUUUUGAUUAUCACUCACACACAAUAGAACUAAUCAAUAAAUUGGACUACUCAUUGAUACAGGAGUUUGAAUAAUGUAAUUAAAACGUCUGAUUUAA